This is a messenger RNA of Trachymyrmex septentrionalis, 1115 nucleotides long. Its product is annotated as UBX domain-containing protein 1. Lineage: Eukaryota; Metazoa; Arthropoda; Insecta; Hymenoptera; Formicidae. Gene Ontology annotation, molecular function: protein binding. The record is from RefSeq and is a predicted model, not a curated record. The transcript has 7 exons. Bases 110 to 1084 code for a protein of 324 amino acids.
AAGUAGCGCGUCGAUUCGACGUGACAUUUAACUUUUGGACGACUGUGUUCGGCCAGAACGACUUUUUCAAGGUGGUACAUUCGCCGAACGCGGCAGCGAGCAGCGCGAAAUGUCGUCGGGUGUGAUAGAGAUCCUUGUGGACAUGGGUUUCAGUAUGUCCAAGGCAGAGAAGGCUUUGGAGAUAACCGGUAACAAAGGCGUGGAGCCGGCUAUGGAAUGGCUAUUGGCUCAUUCGGAUGAGGCUGAACCAGGACCAGCCGUAGGCGAGAGUGCUCCGAUGCUGUCUACCGACUCGCAGGAUAACGUCGCAGGUGCUAGCAGUCAACCGGUUUCCACGACUGAAUCGGCGAAGUCUAUGAAGUGCGACGUAUGUGGAAAACUCUUCAAAUCUAACUUAGAAGUUGAAUUUCAUGCCACAAAGUCCGGACACGAUAGAUUUUCUGAAAGCACAGAGGAGAAGAAGCCAUUGACUGAAGAAGAGAAGCGGGAACAGUUGAAGAUGUUAGAGGAAAAGUUGCGACAGAAGAGAAAGGAGAGAGAGGAGCAGGAAAAGAAAAAUGCAUUUGAAAGAGAAAAGAAUAGGAUACGAUCGGGAAAGGAAAUGUCUGAGGCCAGGAAAAAGUUGGAAGAAUUAGAGAUGCAGAAGCUUCUGGAGCAAAGAAAACGGGAGAAGGCGGAGGAAAAAGAGGCAAAGCAAAGAGUUCGAGCACAAAUCGAAGCCGAUAAAGCAGCAAGACGAGCUAAAGCAGCUGCUGAAAGCAAUCAAAUGGUUAAUACAACUUCAGCCCCAUUACCCGCAAUACCUUCAUCUACGUCUACACACCAUAGGAAGGAUUAUACCGAAACCAGGCUUCAGCUUAGGCUGACCAAUGGACAAACCUUGACCCAAAGCUUUGGAAGCAAGGAACAAUUGUCUGCAGUGAGACUGUUUAUUGAAAUGAAUAGGACAGACGAUAAUGGUCCCUUCCAAUUGAUGACCACGUUUCCCAAAAAAGUGUUUACGGAUGAGGAUUAUGAUACGCCAUUGGAUGUAUUAGGCCUAGUACCCUCAGCAGUCGUGAUCGUUCAGAAGAAGGCGGAAUGAUGUAGCCAGUAAUGCCCUAAUUUGUAAGCAA